AUGGCGUCCCGUUUGGCUAGAAGCGCUGCUGGAGCGAACCUCCUCCGGCCGACCGUGGCCCGGCGCACCCUGCCCGCCAUCGCGUCCCUUACCUCCUCUCGCAACGUCUCCGGCGUGCCCGCUGAGGACCCCAAGAAGAAGGCCCAGUCCCUCAUCGACUCUCUCCCCGGCAACUCGCUGCUCUCCAAGACAGCCAUCCUUUCCUCCACUGCCGGUCUCAGUGUCUACGCCAUCAGCAACGAGUACUAUGUCGUCAACGAGGAGACCGUCGUCGCUUUCUGCCUUCUCGCCGUCUGGGGCGCUCUCAUCAAGUACGGUGGUCCCAUGUACUCCGAGUGGGCGGAUGCCCAGAGCAACAAGAUCAAGGGCCUCCUUGAUCAGGCUCGUACCGACCACACCAAGGCCGUCCAGGUUCGCAUCGACGAGGUUUCCAAGGAGACCGCCAAGCUCGAGGCCCAGGCUUUCGAGCUCGAGCAGAAGACUGCUCUGGCUACCGAGGCCAAGACCGUCCUUGACUCUUGGGUCCGCUACGAGAGCCAGGUCAAGCAGCGCCAGCAGAAGGAGCUCGCCGAGAGCAUCAUCGCCAAGGUCCAGAAGGAGCUUGAGAGCCCCAAGGCUCUGCAGCAGGUUCUCGCCCAGAGCAUCACUGAUGUCGAGAAGCUCCUUGCCUCCAAGGCCCAAUAG
Verticillium alfalfae VaMs.102 is the source of this 684-nucleotide messenger RNA. Its product is annotated as ATP synthase subunit 4. The transcript is spliced from 4 exons. Gene Ontology annotation, biological process: proton motive force-driven ATP synthesis. The record is from RefSeq and is a predicted model, not a curated record. Gene Ontology annotation, molecular function: proton transmembrane transporter activity. Lineage: Eukaryota; Fungi; Ascomycota; Sordariomycetes; Glomerellales; Plectosphaerellaceae. Bases 1 to 684 code for a protein of 227 amino acids.